This is a messenger RNA of Mercurialis annua (annual mercury), 1195 nucleotides long. Its product is annotated as translocon-associated protein subunit alpha. The transcript is spliced from 8 exons. Gene Ontology annotation, cellular component: endoplasmic reticulum; endoplasmic reticulum membrane. The record is from RefSeq and is a predicted model, not a curated record. The coding region runs from base 93 to 863 and encodes 256 amino acids. NCBI's taxonomy places the organism in Eukaryota, Viridiplantae, Streptophyta, Magnoliopsida, Malpighiales, Euphorbiaceae.
GCCAUUAUUAAUAACAACGCUACAGUCUCAUCGCAUUUUGAUCCUACUUCUCAAAAUCAACGACGACGACGACGACGAAGGCAACCACGACAAUGAAGAAUCUUAGGGUUUUCUUCUUCGCUCUUCUACUUCUCGCUUCUCCUCUUCUUCAAGUGGCUAGGUGUCAGUCAGAUUCGGAGGAAAAAGUCACAGAGAGUGUUGAAGAAGUGGGUGAUCUUGGAAUUGUGGGUGAGGAAGCUCAGGAUUUCGGUGAUGGCAGUUUUAGUCCUGCUGCCGGAAUUGAUACCAUCUGUGUUUUCCCAAAGAAUAGUGCUCGGGUGGUGCUAGCUGGGGAAGAAACUGAACUACUUGUUGGAAUGAAGAAUGAUGGGGAAUCGAGUAUAAACAUAAUAGCUGUCAAGGCCAGCAUUCACCUUCCUUUUGAUCACCGUCUACUGGUCCAGAAUCUCACUGUUCAGGCCUUUAACAAUGCAACUGUUCCUACCUCAGCACAGGCGACUUUCCCAUACAUCUUUGCUGUGAAUAAGUUCUUGCAGCCUGGAACCUUUGAUCUUGUGGGCACCAUUAUUUAUGAGAUUGACCAGCAUCCAUAUCAAAGCACCUUCUACAAUGCUACUAUUGAAGUUGUGGAGUCUGGUGGAUUCCUCAGCAUUGAGUCAGUGUUUCUGGUCACCCUUGGAUUCGCCCUUCUUGUACUCCUUGGUUUAUGGAUUCAUGGUCAAAUACAGAACCUUUCUAAGAAAACAAAGAGGGCUCCAAAGGUGGAAGUUGGAACUGGGACUAGGGAUGUCUCAAUGGAUGAGUGGCUUCAGGGAACUGCUUACACUCAGUCUUUGUCCAACAAGUCAAAGAAGAAGAAGUAGAUGUCUUGGCGGGCCUGUUUAGCUGCAAAAGGAUUAGACACGGCGGACUUGUAACCCUCGGUAGGCAAUUCGAGGUCUAAAAGAGCCCAUAAGUUAAACUAGGUCUAUAAAAGUCCUCAAGUUAACUAGUUCGUAAGUUUAGCCCAGAGAGAUGACACAUUUGGCUGUUGUAGCAUGAGAAAGAAAUUUUAUAAAUUUUUAUUUUUUUUUUUUCUUCUGAGAAUUUUUGAAGCUAAGCCUUUUUCUAAGAACAACUUUGCCAUUUUAAAGUGGUAAGGAUACACCUUUGAGAAAAGAUCAUUUUUGAUAUCACAUAAUUAUAUUUUCUUUUA